AUGUGUCUUCGACUGUUAGGACAGGCUCCUACUGAUCUUGGCGGCGGCGUCAUCCGGAUUACUUGGCUCAGGGAGACUUUCGAUGAGCUACCGCUUUCUGCAUCACCAGAGACGACAGAGCAGUAUGCUAGAGCGUAUGCGCUGUCUCUGAUGGGAGGUGUCUUGUUCUCCGAUCGAUCUGGAGGUUCAGUUCACCUGCAGUAUCUACUUUUGGUAGAGGAUUGGCGCAGAGCGGGGAGGUUUGCUUGGGGAGCAGCUGUGCUAUCCUACUUGUACCGUGAGAUGGGUAGAUCGGCGCUGCAGAUGACGGCAUCUUCUUCACUGGGUGGUGACUUUGGUGGAUGGGCCGCCUUGCUGAUGAUCUGGACGUGGGAGCGGUUUCCUCAUACAUCACCACUACAUGCGGUGACGGGUGCGCAGAUUACUCAGGACGCAGUGCCACCUGGCAUUCGGUGGCUUCCGGCCCAGACCCGUCAGCAUGGAGAUCAGUUCUACUUGUACAAGCUGUGGUUUGACGAGUGCACGACAUUCGUGGUUAGUAUAUAA
Linum tenue is the source of this 546-nucleotide messenger RNA. NCBI's taxonomy places the organism in Eukaryota, Viridiplantae, Streptophyta, Magnoliopsida, Malpighiales, Linaceae. The record is from the annotation of a GenBank genome assembly.